Molecule: messenger RNA, 3651 nt
Organism: Gallus gallus (chicken)
Lineage: Eukaryota; Metazoa; Chordata; Aves; Galliformes; Phasianidae
Gene: YIPF6
Product: Yip1 domain family member 6
Exons: 7
Coding region: 399-1142 (247 amino acids)
Biological process (GO): endoplasmic reticulum to Golgi vesicle-mediated transport
Cellular component (GO): membrane; trans-Golgi network
Source: RefSeq, a predicted model, not a curated record
GCCCCGUUCCGCUCCUCGGCCGCCGGCCCGGAUCCCCGCAGCGCACCGCAGCGCAGCGCGACCCCCGCUUCCGGGCGGGGCGCGGCGCUGGGGGUGCAGUUCCGGGGGCGCGGGGCCGGGCGCGGAGCUGAGGCGCGGCCGGGGAUGGGCACCGCACCGUGCCCGGGCCGCCCCGCCGUAAGGAGCAAUUCCUAACGCACACCGACGCCUCCUUACAGAGCCGUCCCCCACACGGCCCGAGCGCUGCGGGGCCGCUCCCGGCGCCGCCGCCCCCCGCCCCAACCCCGAUCUUCUGUGCGCGGCACUGGCGCCCCCUGCCGGCCGGGAGGCGCGACGAGCACAGCCUCGUUACCACGGACGCUACGGCGGCACGUGACGCUGAGACGCCGCGCGCGAUAAUGACGCAAUCGAGGCGCCACGUCGGCUCUGCAGCCAAGAUGGCGGCGGCGGAGGGCAGCGGAGCGGCGGCGGCGGCAGCAGAGCCUCUGUUUGCAGGACUGGCAGAUGUGUCGAUAUCUGAGGAUAUCCCGGUGGAAGGGGAGAUCACUGUUCCUGUGGGCUCCCACUCCCCAGAGGAAGAUUACUCCACGCUGGAUGAACCUGUCAGGGACACCAUUCUGAGAGAUCUGAAGGCUGUUGGGAAGAAAUUUGUCCAUGUCAUGUAUCCAAAAAAGAGCAGCGCGCUCCUCAGAGACUGGGAUCUUUGGGGGCCUUUGGUGCUUUGUGUCUCACUUGCUCUGAUGCUGCAGGGGGGAUCAGCAGAUAGCAAGGAAGAUGGAGGGCCCCAGUUUGCUGAGGUCUUCGUCAUCAUCUGGUUUGGUGCAGUUGUCAUCACACUAAACUCAAAGCUUCUGGGUGGAACUAUAUCUUUUUUUCAGAGCCUGUGUGUUCUGGGUUACUGCGUCCUGCCCCUGACCGUGGCAAUGCUGGUGUGCAGGCUGGUGCUGCUGGCAGGUUCUGGCACUGUCAGCUUCAUUAUACGCCUGAUUGUAGUGAUUGCUAUGUUUGCUUGGUCAACGUUAGCAUCUACGGCCUUCCUAGCAGACAGCCAGCCUCCACACCGCAAAGCGCUCGUGGUGUACCCCAUCUUCCUCUUCUACUUCGUUAUCAGCUGGAUGAUUCUCACCUUUACACCUCAGUGAUGUCCAAUCGGAAGAGACUGUGUGACACAGCCUGAAGUUUUACGUGAACACUGCAGUCAAUCGUUGGCUUUAUCUCUUGUUAAUUUAUAUAUGGAGAUAGUCUAAAAAGGCUUCUUAUGGGAUAAAGCCAGAGAACUGCAAGACUGAUUGUGUGUUCUUGAAAGAUAUGGAAGUCCAGCUACUGAGGUUUUUUUUGUUUAAUUAGCCCUGCUCUUUAGUUGUGUUGAAUAAGAAAUGCACACUGUGACAGGGAAUAUUCUGCCUGAGGAAUUAGAGGGAGAGAUCUUGGAACUUCAGGAGUUAGAUAGGUGAAGUUACAGGAUCACACUGCCUGGCAGGGUUCUUGCUUACGCUUGGAUUCUUGCUCAGGGUGAACAUGCCUUACAUUGCUGUUAUGUGCUGGGUGGGUAAGGAAGAAUUCAUUUGAUUCCUGUUCUUUUUCGUUCACUUACAGAGUGGAGAAAUGUAUAUAAAAUGCAUCACAGGACUGUAAGCUUUCACUUUGAGAUCACAUCUCAGCAAAAAAUAAGUUGGGUCCAGUUUGCUGUUAACUGGAGCUGGGCAGAAGGGACUGCCUUUGCUCCUAUUAACAUUCUCUGUAUUUAUGUUUUGCCGACUUCAGCGCCAAGAAAGUGUGUUUUAGCCAAAUGUCUCCAACUCCGUGGCUACGCUGACUAAUCCAUACAUACAGUGAGAGGGGGUGCUUAAGUAGGUAGUGUUAAAUCUUUUUGUGUUCCUCUAGAUUAAAAUGUCCUGGGAAAACAGUGAAGGCUGUUUUGCAGCAGGGGCCUGCCCAGUACUCUACGUAUUGGUUAAAAAUGGAUGUAGAAGUGUCUGGGGAGUAUAGAAUGUAUCUCUUAAUAAUAAUUGAGAAGUUGAGAUUUUGAUAGGUGAAGUGUUCAGAUGGUAACAUACCAAACCAGGGCACGGGUCAAACAGUUUUAGAAUGGGUUGGUUGGAGGAAGGAAAAUAAAUCUGAUGAAGGUGGUGGCUGUUACGAGGUAGGAUACAAAUUCUGAUCUUGAUUGCUUGUACGUGACCUUCAUUUGGUUGUUUACAUGGUUGGUGUUUCCACAUAAAUGCAAGCAAAUUUGCAGAUUGUUCCUUUGUACCUAAAAUGAAAUGUGAGAAGCUUUUCUAUAUUCUCUUUCCCCAACACUUUUUAUAAAAGGAGAGGGGGAGGUUUCUUCUCCAGUGGGCCGUCCUGUCUGGAGAACCAUGCACAAACAUGUAAGUGUGUGAUUUGUAUUUCAGCUUAGGGAUCGAGUGAGGGCUGGCACAUUGCUUGCUGAAGACUGUACAGAAGUUCUUUAUGUUGCCUGCUGUUCUCAGUGGGCAGUCCAGGGGGGAGCUUUGGAAUGCUUUGGGGGUGGAAAAGCUGCUGUUAAAAUGUCGUCUUUUUUUUUUUCUCUUUCUGAAAAUGGGCUUUGAAUUUUCUUUCUCCUGUACUAAUGCAAACGGACCUGAAACUGAUGUAAGUGGGUCCUGUUAAAGUGUAAAUACACCUAAUUUAUAUUUAUAGAGAAGAGUGCCGUUUCUGCUAUAAACACUACAAAUACUUGGUAACUGGGAUGGAAUUGCUAAAUGUGCAGGCUGAUGUCACAUUGCUGCACUUCUGAGAGGGUGGAGAAGAGGAAGGGAGGAAAUCAGGUAACGGGGAGCUCUGGGUUGUUGCAGAGCAGGCAGCAGUGGGCAUGUGGGGCUGAGAGCAGCUGUGUGCCUGCUGGGGCUGUGUCUGCUGCAGGAGGAGCUGCAGCGUUUCCUAUACUUGAGUGUCAGAUGAAGAUGGGAAUACUUUUAAAUGUCCAUUAAAUUAUUACCAUUAAGGAAUGUGAUUUUCUUUAAAGUGCUGCUUUCCUUUCGUUGAAACGUUGGUUGAGCCUUCUGAAGUUGGAAAGGACUAUUCAAGAGAAGGAGAAAGACACAAAGCUAUUCACUGCUCAAGUUGGAUUCUUUGAGGAAAAACUCCCGUUUCAGCACAAGACUUUUACUGUGCUUUUGCAGAAAUCCUGGGAAUUCUGUCUCUGUAGUAUUGAAUGUCCAGCCUUGUGAGUUAAUGUGUUGUUGUAUCAGAAAGAUAAUUGGAAUUGCAUUUGAUCUGGCAUCUUUUUGAAAAGAAGGGAAAUGAUUUUUAAAGAUGAAUUAAACAAAAUCCCAGCUUUUUCCUUGUUUGUUUUUGACUUAGGUAGAAGUCUGGUGGUGGCUUGUUCUGUAACACAGGGCUUUUGGCUUAUCCACGGCAGUUAUUUUUAUAUCAACGAGAUUUACUUUCCAGCUGAUCACUGCAGAUUUCAGAAGUGCUGUAAAUCUGAAAGAAUGAACAGAGAGAUACUGGUGAUGUGGUGGAGGUUUGUUUUUUUAACUUGCAAUCCUUCAGCAUGGAAACCAUCACCUAAAGGUGUGAAAGCAGGAUGUGUAGUGCUGAAGACUUGCUGCAGCUGGCUGGGGGCAGGCAGGGAACCAGAUUUUCCUGAGCUUCGUGUCUCCAGUUGAAUAAAUGAUAGCUCAA